CACCUAAUCUUCCAAAUGCCGACUUCCAGCGCCAUGUCAGCUGAGACAAGCGCAGCGCAUGACCGGCAUGAAUGGGGCGAGCGAGGCGUUGAGGCUGCCUGCCGGCUGGGAACUGCUUCGCACAGAUGCCGGGCGGCCGUACUUCUGGAACCGGAAGACGAACCAAACUUCCUGGCAGUCCCCCAUCCCGAUCCAGGCCGAGGCAGAAGAGGCACCGGACACCGGACUUGCCGCGUUUGGGUACCCUUCCAGGCACUUGGACCUGAGGUACGCGCAGGGCGGCGGCUGUUUCCUAGUGGAGCGGAUGCCUGCUGACCACAGCUGCGGGUUUCACGGCCUGGGCGUGGAUCGCCAGACCGCGGCGGCGCUUUUGCUGGACAACUUGCAUGACGCAGAGGUCCAGGAGUUUCUGACCCGGGACUUGCAGGCGGCCCUGCAGACAGGGGAGCGGCGCUCCUUCCCUGCGGCGCUGCGGCGGGAGGAGCAUUUGUGGGGACUGCUGGAGGAGUUGUACUCGCAGCAGCAGGCCUUGGACCACAAACGUCGAGAGGCAAAGGCCCUCAUGGCGGAUGUGGGGGCGUCGCCGGCGGUUCAGGCGCAGGCGCGGCAGGGCAUGGCAGCGGCCAUGAGAGGCUUCUUCAAUGAGCUCAAGGAGAAGGCGGCCAAGCAGUCGGGCUCCAAGCUCACCACGCUGCAGCUCAUGGCGCAAUGCAAGUCGCAGGAGCGGGAGCUGCAGAGGCUGGAGGCCGCUGCCGCGGAGGCGCAACAAAACCUCCGCAGUGGCUGCCGGGCGCACUUGCGCGCGUACGUGUCUUGGGUGGGCUCUGACUUCAGCUUCUGGCUCUCCUUCCUGCGGCCCGGCGGAGGCGACCGGGGCGGGGGGCUCCUGGACGCCAUCGCGAAGGUGGCCGGCCUGACGGUGCGGGUGUGGGCUGAAGAUGCCCAGCGGAGCCUCGCGCUGCUGCACACCGCCCGCUUCGGCGGCCGCGAGGUGGAUCUCUGGUACCAGGGCGACCUCGGGCACUUCGACCGCCUCGUGCCCUUCAAAGGCGAGGCACAUGGGUUGGAUCGCGCCGCGGCGCGCGAGCAAGAAAAGUGCGCCGCGGGGCGAGUCCUGCCCGGAGUUAACCACUACGAGCCCAAGCCAGAGACCUUCACUAGCUUUGGAGACCCCACUGGCUGCUCGCUGAACAUCUUGCAGCUCAAGGGUAGACGAUCUCUCUUCGUGAACGAGGUCGAGGCAGGCGUCAAGCUCCGCUCCGGUAUGCUGAAGGAUUUGCGGGAUCAGACUGCAUUCAUCGAGGCCAGGGGCCUCUACCGGGACCCGAUCCAGUUCAAGCCGCAGUUCAUUCUGAACAUGAGUGCAAACGAGUCAUUCGAGUUCCGGACCAUCGAUGGAGGGAUGCGCCGAUCCUUCACAAGCAUCCCAUGGCCGCUGAAGUUCAUCAUGAACACGAACGAGCCACUUAUUUUCAAGACUGGCGCCUACAUCCCGCUCUCCGGCGUCUCUGCGGAGGUCAGCGUCAGCUUCCAAGGCUCACUGCAGGGGCCCUGCGCCUUCUGGAUCGAGGGCAAGGGCAUCUCUGGUACCAUGAACGUCCUGGACGAGGUGCCUUCUGCGCCCUACGUGUGGAAAGGCGUGCCGGAAGGUUCGCAUCGCAUCCACCUAGUUCUGUUGAAAAGCGGUGAGGAGAAGCCUCAAACGCCGGAGGACCUCGCGCAACGUGUCGUGGAGCGCCGGGAAGCCGUGGACGUGGUGGUGCGCCGCUUCGAAGACUUUGCUCCCAGCUACGACUUCCAGCCUGUGGAAAAUUGGCACAUGCUGCCGCCAGGCCUGGAGAUCUGUGUCGACUUGGAGGGUGGGAAGAAGGCGCGCAUCCCAGAGCCCUGGCAGUGGCACGUGCGGGUGGCCGACCAGGACUUGAGAUCGGCGCCCGGGUCGGAUGGGUUUCUUGGGGGGCCUCAGCAUGCCUCGUCUUAG
Effrenium voratum is the source of this 1981-nucleotide messenger RNA. Lineage: Eukaryota; Dinophyceae; Suessiales; Symbiodiniaceae. The record is from the annotation of a GenBank genome assembly.